Molecule: messenger RNA, 540 nt
Organism: Drosophila melanogaster (fruit fly)
Lineage: Eukaryota; Metazoa; Arthropoda; Insecta; Diptera; Drosophilidae
Exons: 3
Coding region: 1-540 (179 amino acids)
Source: RefSeq, marked reviewed
AUGAAGUACGUCCUAAAAAUUGUCGUUUCGUUGACCAUUCUGUGUUUAAUGAUCUUAAAGCCCAGUAACCCAGUCGUCUUCAAGCUGACAAAUGUCCAUUGCGGCAGCUAUAAUAAAACCUGGAUUAGAAUCAAUCAAUGCCGAUUGAAGGCGAUCAAUCGCCAUAGGACUGUGUUCAAUUUCAAUGCCACCUUCCUAUAUCCAACUAAAAGUAUUACUGUUCACUACCAAACGUUUAAAAGGGAGAACGGCUAUAGGCCUUGGCUCGUUAAUACUCAAAUCGAUGGAUGUCGAUUUCUGCGAAAGCCCUACGAUGCUCUAGGUAUUUUACUUUUUAAUAUUUACAGGAACUUCACCAAUAUCAAUCACACCUGUCCGCUGCAAGGUGACAUGAUCGUAAGGAAUAUGUACUUAACCACGGAUGUUAUGCGACUUCCCCUGCCCACGGGUGAUUAUUUACUGGCAAUCGAUUGGAUAUUUUAUGGAAAGCCUCAAUUUGCCACAAAUGUUAGUUUUCAAUUUGUUGAGGACAUAUUGUGA